Lachancea mirantina is the source of this 3672-nucleotide messenger RNA. The record is from the annotation of a GenBank genome assembly. Lineage: Eukaryota; Fungi; Ascomycota; Saccharomycetes; Saccharomycetales; Saccharomycetaceae.
AUGGCGUCUGAGAAAGGGGAGCUGGGCGUUGAACAACGAAGGCAAGUAUAUUUAUACUUCUGUGCGCUCAGAGAUUUCUUUAGUAUCUCUGGUGACCGCCAAGAUAGAUCAAGUUCCGCGAGAGCGCAAAAGGCGCGUUCCAAACUGUUGAAAUUACAACCUUCGCAGUUUUUCGAGCUUAGUACAGAUGUUCACGACGAACUCCAACGCAGAAUUGAUGAGAAUCAGGCGCAGCCGGAUCAUUUACUUCCAAGAGACAGUUUCCAUGUGAAAAGAAACCAGGCACGUCAGAAACUUGCCAAUUUGUCCAAAACUCGAUUCAAUGACCUGGUUGACGACAUUCUCUACGAGAUUCAAAGGCGAGGCUACGAAGAAGCGCUUCCAGAUGUUCGGAAUUUGGACGAAGAGAAUUUCAACGAUGCUCCAGAACAGACACCAAAGGAGUUGAAAGAUGCCGUCAUCAGCAGAAACGAUCAACCAAAGCUGGAAGAACUCAAAAAUGAAGCUGUUCGAAACCUCGCUCCCAGUGCCUCCCUUCAGGCUUCUCAAAUCAUACCGCAGAAGGCCUCAAUAGAAUGGAGUUCUGACGAAGAAACUCAAGAUUCGAGUCCACAUGAAGAUCGUGAGCCUCCUGCGUCUUUUUCAGAGGGCUUGCCUGACGGCUUACACGAAGGAAGCACAAGUGAACCUCAAGCCGAGGACACCGGCAUGGACUCUAAUGCCGUGGGACCAGAUGUAGAUGAAGUGUCCGAUUCUCUGUCUCCGGCACUCCCAUCGUUUGAUGAAAAGUUGAAGGAUACGAAAUUGAAUAAAAUGGCAAGCAGGGGUGGUUCCAUUAGCCGUGCGUCGCUGGGACAUGAGAACAAGGACCGCGAAAUUCAAGUUCUUGUAGCGGAAGGCACAAGAAUGGAUAAGCGUAUCAGUGAAUUAGAGCGGCUUAACUCUGAGCUAGAGAACGAGAGAAUUAGUUUGAACAGAGAUGUUCAAGAGAAGCAAAAUGAGGUGGAUGAACUUCAAAGAAACUUGAACGAACUGAGACGUGAAAUUUUGAAUUCCAAGGGGAAAUUAAAACAAUUGGAGGAAAAAUCCAGAUCUCAACCUCAAGUGCAGUCACCGAAACCAACUGUAGACAAUAAGCUUCAUGAGGAAUUGACACGGCUGACAAGCCGGCUCAAUAUUUUGUCAGUCGAAAACGAAAAUCUCAAGCAACAAAAUUCAGAAUUGGAGCUCAAUCUAAAAAAUGCUGCCUCAUCUCCCAAUAGAAAAAGCGUUAGCAUACUGGCUGAAAGUCCCGAGCAACUACUGACCGAGGAAAGACUUAAGGAACACAUUGCGAGUGAUGGGCGUGUACCUCUCAGCUUUGUCACCGCACUUCAUUCUCAAGUCUGCUUUUUUCUUAAGCGCGUUAGAAGUGAACGAUCUCAAAAAGAUUUUGGUGAUCAACUGUUUGACAACAUAGCUCGUAUUAGCGACAUCAUUCACAAGAUAAUAACGCUCGUCAAUACUCCAGACAAUACUGAAAAGGUCGCGUUGCUGAAGUCUUCCCUUUCCUAUGCCAUUACAACAGUACGAUACUUUGCCUUAUACAAGGAUCUACUACCUCUCGUUACUGUGAAUACUGCGAUUAGUGACGUCUGCUUUGCUUCAUGUAACUUGCUGAGUAUGGUCAAAAUUUCAACAAGUGAAAAUGACCAAAAUCUGGGGCCCAUUGACAGCCUCACGAACCCUGAGACACCAAGAGAGUCAACUACACCGUUUUUCAGCAAUGAGGACGUUAAAGAACAGGAAUACGACCUAGAAGAUCCUAGGGAACACUCCUCCUUUAUUUACGAAGAACAAACUUCGAUGUCGCCUGUUAAACCACUGAAAAUUACACAAAAAGUGAUUAGUCUGAGUUCGACUCCAACCAAGACAUCGAGUAAUGCUCGAAAACCUUCAAGUACGUUGUUCAACUCAAUAAUCUCACCAAAGAGCACCUCGCCAAUGCAAAAUAAAAUGUUUGAAGAUAGCUCUGCGGCGAACCAAGUUGAGGCUUCUAAAGGUGGAAAAUCUGCUUCUGACGAAAAGAGUCGAGUGGGUGCGUUGAGGGUUCAAAGGGGUGUGGUCCAAGACAUCGGCUCACAGACCAUAGACAAGGAGAAUUUUAAUCCUUCGCGAGACAGCACAUUUGCCGAGCGUGAUAAGGGCGCAUUAAGAGAGCCUCAAGAAAAAUCCCAAAAGAGCCUCUAUAACAGAGUUCUGCCCAACUUGUUCUCAAAGAAAGAGGAGUCAAAAAAGUCAUCGGAGGUGGAAAUAAAUGCGUUGUUCCCAAGCGAAAGAAAUAUUCCCGUGGAAGACGUUAAACAUGAAAGCUCUACCGUCUCAGAGAGCACGAAAGGGCUGCCCCCCGCUCCAAUUCAAAAUCAAGGUGGUACUGGUCCUACCCAAGGUCUCGGUGAAAUAUAUGGGGUCCGAAAUGAAAUCCCCUCGCUAUCAGCAACCAAGGUAGGAAAAAGUGGUCCUGUUGAAACAAAAACGGUCGGUCAGGCUUCAGAACCCUUAACGCUUAAGAUGGGCUCUUUAAGAGAGAAACAGCUUGAAAAAAAUGGACCCCAAGAAAGUUUGUCUAACGACAUAUCAGAAGAUUCUUUGACGAGUGGCGACGAUACUCAAGACGACGCCAUUAACGGAAAAAUUGACGAGAGCAACGCAACAAGUGAGGAGGAAGUUCCUUUUCAGCCGGUAAAGACCGAAUAUACUUCUGAUUCAUAUGACACUCCUUCUAAUAAAGGUGUAAGGAAGACUAACGAUUCUAAAAUCGAUUGCGAUAAUAAUGGCAAAAACGGGGUCAAUGAGAUUCAAACUCAAUACAAACUCAGCAACCGUGAGGUAGAUCAGGACAAGUCGGCUUCAAAGGCUAAAAGUAUGAAUGAAAGGCCCCUUAUGCAUAGCGAGACCCAGAGCCCUGUCAAGCUUGAGGAGACUGAGCUUCUCCCUUCUACACUUUCGGAAAAGCCCAUCAAGAGCGAAACGCCUACCUUUACAAUAACAACCCCCGAGGAAGCUGAGCCCAAGAACAAGAGCAACUUUGCCCAAAACGUUCAUGCGCACGGCAAAGAGAGCAUCAAAGAUGCUAGUGAUGUUGACUCAGUUAGGAGAGCGAGACAAUCGAGACAAGGAUUGGAGCAGGAGGCCGACUUCGACAUCGAUGCCUUUGAUAUUGAAAACCCUGAUAACACACUUUCAGAGUUAUUGCUUUAUUUGGAACAUCGCACAAUUGAAGUGAUAAGCACUAUACAAUCUUUGUUAACUUCAAUCAAACAGCCACAAGCAACAACGGGCGAGUUGAGGUUGGCUUCUCAAGCUAUAAAGGAGGUUAUUAGCCAAAUGGUUGGUGCCACCAGCGUCUCGAUGGACCAAUCCAGAAAUGCUGCCUUACGGGAACACGGUAGCUGGGUCGUGCAAAGUUUGGAUGACUGCAAGAAAAGAAUCAUAUCUCUAUGUCAGUUAAAGGAGGAUGCUGACAUAGAAUCAAAAGACGGAGACGAAGUUUACGCGAACAAACAUUUCAAGCAGCGCCUGGCAGGCAUUGCUUUUGAUAUUGCCAAAUGUACCAAAGAACUUGUUAAAACAGUAGAAGAGGCUAGUUUGAAAGAAGAAAUUGCCUUUUUGAAUUCAAGACUAUCGCAUUGA